Messenger RNA from Sinocyclocheilus grahami, 1613 nucleotides. It is a transcript of the gene chrna11, whose product is annotated as cholinergic receptor, nicotinic, alpha 11. The transcript is spliced from 8 exons. Gene Ontology annotation, biological process: monoatomic ion transmembrane transport. Gene Ontology annotation, molecular function: transmembrane signaling receptor activity; acetylcholine-gated monoatomic cation-selective channel activity. The annotation marks the transcript as partial. Gene Ontology annotation, cellular component: postsynaptic membrane. The record is from RefSeq and is a predicted model, not a curated record. Lineage: Eukaryota; Metazoa; Chordata; Actinopteri; Cypriniformes; Cyprinidae.
CUUUUCUUGCUCAUACAGGAUGAGAAAAAUCAAGUAUUGACCUCCAAUAUCUGGCUUAACAUGCACUGGUUUGAUCAUUAUCUGCAGUGGAACCAAUCUGAGUACCCAGGUGUCAAAAACCUUCGCUUCACCACAGACCAAGUGUGGACACCAGACAUCCUGCUCUACAAUAGUGCAGAUGACAAGUUUGACUCCACCUUCAAAUCGAAUAUUGUAGUGAACUCCAGUGGCUACUGCAACUACCUGCCUCCAGGUAUCUUCACGAGCACUUGUAACGUGGAUGUACGCUGGUUUCCGUUUGACAUCCAGAAGUGCGAGCUUAAAUUCGGCUCGUGGACAUUUGACGGAUGGCUGCUGGAUCUCCAGAUGAAUGAGGCUGAUAUCUCUGGCUACAUGCCCAACGGAGAGUGGGAUCUUGUGGGUGUGCCGGGCACAAGAAACGAGCUGUACUAUGACUGCUGUAAGGAACCCUACCCAGAUGUGACAUUUGUGGUGACCAUCCGCAGACGGACGCUCUACUAUGCCUUAAACCUCCUCGUUCCCUGCGUCCUCCUUUCAUCAAUGACCUUGCUUAUCUUUCUACUGCCUGCCGACUCCGGAGAGAAGAUUUCACUAGGUAUUACUGUGCUACUCUCAUUAACAGUCUUCAUGUUAUUGGUGGCAGAAAUCAUGCCAGCAACCUCAGACUCCAUCCCGCUAAUAGGACAGUAUUUUGCCAGUAUAAUGAUCAUUGUUGGAAUGUCAGUUAUUGCGACAGUGGUUGUGCUCCAAUAUCACCAUCAUGACCCCAACGGAGGGAACAUGCCCAAAUGGGUUCAGAUAGUCCUGCUCCAGUGGGUGGCAUGGUUUUUGCGUAUGAAGCGUCCUGGUGAGAGUGAAGACCCUGAGCGUCCUCCUUGUGCCCCUCACUUAAGACGUUGCUCUUCAGGUUCCCAGAGCGGCAGCCUCCCAAACGCACCUGGUUCUACCUCUGCAGACCUGCACCACCACCACCACACAUCCUCUACGCUACACCCGCUUCAUCCCCAAAGCCUCUUUCAAGCCGCGGCGGCCGCUGGCCACACCCACCAUCUUCACAAUCAGACCAACAGUGCCAACAUCAAUGGCAACCUGCUUUACAUCGGGUUCUCCAGUCUCGACGAAGCUUCGCCACCAUCCUUGCUCGCCGAAUCUGUGCAAAGAAACAGCAUGUCGGGCGGCCCACGUCCUGCAGUGGUUUCACCUCCAGCAAUAGGAUCCAGCCCACCACCUCACCUGCCCUCACAGUUCUGCAGCCCUCCACCGCCUCCCACUCCCAAUCUGGAGGCCACGGGUUGUCCGAGCACAGUGUCUGGCGGCGGCGGAGGCUGUUCUUGCUCGGGGACCAGUGGCGGAGGAGACCCACAGCUUCAGGCUAUUUUAGAAGAGGUGCGAUACGUUGCUGAUAGGUUCCGCGGACAGGAUGAGAACGACAGCAUGGCCGAACAGUGGAAGUUUGCUGCAGCCGUAAUCGACCGACUUUGUCUGGUGGCAUUCAGUGUUUUCAACAUCAUCUGCACCAUCUCCAUUCUUAUGUCAGCACCUAACUUUGUGGAGGCAGUUUCCAAGGACUUCAUCUGAUUGCUUUGUUGUAA